AUGUUCAGCAGCUUGAUUUGGAUGUUUGUCCUGCUCCGCAGCUCUAUAGCAGAUGAAAACUCUAUCAGAGAUGCUGACAUUUUUCCUUCAUCUCCUGAAAUUGAAAGAGGAUCUGCCCUGAAACUAUUUUGUUUUCUUGGAAAACGCUAUACACCUCACAGAAAUGCAAGCCACAUCAUCUGGAAAUUGAAUCAUGAAAUGAUUGCUGAGGAAAACUAUAAUAUUGUGAAUGAGACUGUAUCUAGUUUGACUAUCCAUAAUUUCACUCACAGCAAAGCUCAUGUGAAAUGUUUCACUAAGUACCUUGGCAAGGAGCAACUUUUGGUUCACACUGAAGUUAAAUCUGGCUUUCCACCAGACACGCCAGGAAAUAUUUCUUGCAUUUAUUAUGUUGAUAUUGAACUUACCUGCACAUGGACUUCAGGAAGAGAGACAAAUCUUAAGACAAAUUAUACUCUUUACCGCAAAAUGCUGAGAGGAGGAAUGGUGACUGGUCCAGUGACCCCCUGCCAAAGCAAAACAGAGUCAUGUUCAUUUUAUCCCCCACAUAUUCCAUUUAGUAAUGUUUUUUGUUUUCAAGUGAAAGCUGAAAAUGUUUUGGGUGAAGCCUCAUCAGAUUGUGUUCCUAUACCUAUGGAAGAAAUAGAGAAAAUUGAACCUCCUGAAAUACUUUCAGUUAAAAAUAUCACUGGUAUAAAGCAAUUGCUUACAGUAACGUGGAAAAUGCCUGAGAUCAAGCCUUCACAAGAUUUAAUUUGCCAGGUUCAGUACAGAAACUUGUAUACAAACUCAUCGGGAUUUGUCACAGUCCCACUGAAGUCUGCAGAGAAAACAGGAUCGUGUAAUCUCACAGGUCUGUGGGACUCCACAGAAUAUUCAGUUGCCGUUCGGUGUAGCUGUGUUGAGUCAAUUUUCUGGAGUGAAUGGAGUAGAGGGAAAACAGCAAGCACGGAAGAGAAAGCUCCUUCAGAAAAAGUGGAUUUGUGGAGGGUAAUUGGAUCUUCACACUCAGCUGGGAGUAGAUCUGUACAUCUUCUAUGGAAGCCAUUAAACAGCUUUCCACCUUCUGGGAGAAUUCAAGGCUACAAAAUACAGUAUUUUCCAGAAAACAAUGCUGCACUUAAAAUGACAAAUUUCUCUGCCAAUAAGAAUAUUAGUUUACUUUUAAAUGAAGAGGCCUAUAUAAUAUCUGUUACUGCCUAUAACUCUGCUGGAAAUUCUCCUGAAGCUAUUUUGAGGAUUCCAUCCACUAAAGAAAAAAGUUCUCAGAUUAUUGAAACAAUGAGGACCUUUACAACAAAUGAAGAAGUGAUUGUGGAAUGGGUGGUCUCUGAACCAGAAGUAACUGAAUAUGUAGUUGAGUGGUAUGAGGAUCUGGGGACAGAUCCUUUUGGUAGAUCAUGGCAAUAUGUAUCAAAUUCUACAGUUUGGAAGACUAACAAAAAAAACUUCAAACCAUUUAUAUGCUACAACAUCUCAGUGUAUCCUCUCUAUGGAAAUAAAGUAGCAGCUCCACAGUCCUUACAAACUUACGUUCAAGAGAAAAAGCCAUCAGAAGGACCUGUGGCUGACACAGGCAUUCCGGGGAAAAAUGAAGUUACAAUAAAAUGGAAAGAGAUCUCAAAGGAUAAAAGAAAUGGAUUUAUCAGGAACUAUACAAUAUUUUAUAAACCAGAAGAUGGAAAAGAAUUGAAUGAAACAGUGAACUUUGAUGUCCUGCAGUAUAGACUGAAGUCCCUACAGGCUAAUACGCAAUAUACUGUCUAUAUCGUGGCCAACAACAAAGCAGGUGGAACCAGUGGGGAGCGAAAAACCUUCAAGACUUUGAAAUUCGAUAAAGAUGAUGUUAUUUUCAUCGCCCUACCUGUUGGAUUAAGCAUGUUGUUUCUGUUAGGCCUUUGGAUAACAUGCAUUUUGAAAAAACACACGUUUAAAAAGGUUUGCUGGCCUGAUAUACCUAAUCCUGCAGAAAGCAUUGCGGUGGAAUGGCCUCUUGAUGCAUCUAUGAAUAAUUCGUUUUUGAAGGGAGUGGCAUCUGAGGCUAAGCCCCUAGACUUUGAAGAUGUAAGUGUUUUGGAACAUUGUUUUCCUGAAGAAAGUCAGGAAGAGUCUCUACUAAUGAAAUGUGGAAGCCAUGUUCCUGAAUGUACUGAUAUUAAUACAAAAGACAAGAUAAAUGGAGAUAAAAAGAUACUGUAUAAUGAAGAAAAUGAAGUUCCUAAAUGUUUUUCACCAUCCAUGCCUUAUAUAACUACUGAUGAAGAUAUCAGAAGUGAAAUGCAUUCAGCUUUGAUACCAGCAAAGGAAAUACAACCCAUAGAAAUGCUGGAAGAUGAUUUAUGUGAAUCCGAACAGACUUCAAUUACAAAUGAAGGAAAUUAUAAUGAAGAUGUUUUAAAGCUGGAAGAUUUCAGUGAAAAAGCACUGUUCAAUCCAUACCUUAGAAAUUCUGUUAAAACAAGAGAAUUUCUUAUUUCAGAACACCAUAAGAAUGAGCUCCAAACCCAGUCAAAUCUCUUGCCUCCUUUUCAACAAAAUGUUGCAGGACAGCCCUAUGUAACACUGGACAUGUUUGGGCUGGCCACAGCUCAUUAG
Merops nubicus (carmine bee-eater) is the source of this 2595-nucleotide messenger RNA. It is a transcript of the gene IL31RA, whose product is annotated as interleukin 31 receptor A. Gene Ontology annotation, cellular component: external side of plasma membrane; signaling receptor complex. Gene Ontology annotation, molecular function: cytokine receptor activity; cytokine binding. Bases 1 to 2595 code for a protein of 864 amino acids. Gene Ontology annotation, biological process: cytokine-mediated signaling pathway. The transcript is spliced from 15 exons. The record is from RefSeq and is a predicted model, not a curated record. Lineage: Eukaryota; Metazoa; Chordata; Aves; Coraciiformes; Meropidae.